This is a messenger RNA of Ambispora gerdemannii, 618 nucleotides long. The record is from the annotation of a GenBank genome assembly. NCBI's taxonomy places the organism in Eukaryota, Fungi, Glomeromycota, Glomeromycetes, Archaeosporales, Ambisporaceae.
AUGUCAAUAGUAACGAUAUUUGUUCAAAGUGAGAACGCGUCGUCAGAACGGCGGUUCGAUAAAGGCAUUUCGAUAAGAGAUUUGAGAGUAAAACUUGAACCUAUAACCGGGAUCUCAACAACCUCACAGCAAUUACAAUUAUAUAAUGGUGAUACCUUUGUUGCUUCUGUUGAAGGAGAUGAUUACAUGUUAGGUGCAUUCCCGGUAGAUAAUUAUAUGACUUUAAAGUUAACUCUUUGGAUAUUAGAUUCUGUACUGGCCUUUAAACAACGUAAUAAACUUGGUCGAUUUGCUGAUUCGCAAUCAAGCACAUCAGAUGCAUCUUACACAUUUGAGGAAGAAGCGAAAAAUAUUAAAGUAGGCGAUCGGUGUGAAGUGGACUUUGGCGAAUCUGGUGAAGAUGGAUUUAAGAGACGUGGAGUAGUGAGAUAUGUCGGUGAAACUAAAUUUAAAUCGGGAUAUUGGGUCGGCGUUGAAUAUGAUGAACCGGUCGGGAAACACAAUGGCACUGUCCAGGGUGAAAUUUAUUUCCAAGCUGCGCCAAACCAUGGUGCAUUCGUUCGUCCAAAUAAAGUUAAAGUUGGUGAUUAUCCAGAAGAGGAGAUUGAAGAGAUGUAA